GGAAAAUUUUCACUCAGAACGUGAGGAACGGCCGCACAGCAAAGGCCAUGAGCCACCAGGAUGAGCAUGGAUAUACCAGAAACCGUGUCCCUGCGCAAGUUCCGCGACUUCUCGGCGCGCCAGAAGCAGGAGCUCUACGAGACGCUCCUCGAGUUGGCCGAGUCCAUCGAGGAGCUGCCCAAGAAGUCGCUGAGGAAGACCCUGGAGCUCACCCUGGCCGUGCUGGAGUACAAGGGCGAGCAGGUGCAGCGGCUGCAGGAUCAGAGUGGCGCCGCAGGAACCUCUGACCGCCGCCUGCAGGACGAGAAUGAGAAGCUGAAGCGAAUGCUGCAGAAGCUGGAGGACGAACGCGAUGGCCUGAAAAGCAAGUCAAAGGAGUUAGGGGAGGAAAUCCGACAGCUGGAGUUGCGCUUGAGGGAGGCAGCCCAGCAGGCGGAGGCCAGCGACAAGGACUCGUCGGAUCCCUUGUCCGAGUUGGACAAGCAGGAGCAGCUACUCCAGAAUAUCGACUCCAAGAAUAAACACAUCAAGAGACUGCUCAAGGAAAUUGAAACGCUCCAAAACCAAAACAUUGCCCAAUCCAAGACCAUAGUCCUCCACGAACGAGAACUGCAGAACAUCAAGGCCAAUCUCGUGCAGCUCAGCCAGGACAUUACCAAAGUGGAGCAAGAGCGGAAGUUGCUGAAGCAAAAGGAGCAGCAACAGGGCCUGGAGAUCACUAGACUGGAGGGCAAUGUGACCUUCUUGGAGGUGGAACGCGAGAAACAGGAGCUGGAAAUGCGGCAGUUCCUGGACAAAUACGAGACCAAGUCCCUGAGUUGGAGGCAGGCGCUCGAGGAUCGGGACAAGGAGGUGGAUCGUCUCAGGAAACAGCUGGAGGGCAAGAGCAUCAGCUCAGUCCUGACCACUUCGUCCAGCAGUCACAGUCAACAGGAUGAAGAGCAUAUAAAACUGAGACAUCUCCUGGAAUCUCGGGAGCAGCACAUCGAGAAGCUGGAGUUAAGGCUCAAGUCGAUGGCGGAGGAGAUAGUUAACUCCACCAAGGUGAUGAACCAGUUGAGCCUCGAAAAGGAGCGAUACCAGGAUCCCGAGCAGCCGCGUCCCUGCUGCCAGAUGAUGGAGGAGCGCCUCCGAGUAGCCAGUGCCCGCAAUCAGGAGCUGUCUUCGAUGCUGGAGGCCUCCGAACAGGACAAUGUCCUCAAGUCAAAGCAGGCACUUCAUGCCCUGAGUGCCCUGGAGUGCUACAAGCGGGGUGAGGAUGGCUUGGUUCCCGCUUUGCGACGCAGCUCGGGAUUGGAGCAAAAGCUGGCAGGACGCGAUAAGCAACUAAGGAGCUACAUCCAGGAGUUGAACUCCCUGCACGAGGUGGUCCAGGAAAACGAGCUGUUGCGAGGUCAACUGAAGAUACCCAAGGAUGUGGUUAUCCAGGCCAAAAAUGUGCAUUCCAAACAGCGCAACAAGGACAAACAGAUCGAGCGGUUGAGCCUCAAAUUGCGAACUUCCGAGGAACUGCGUCUGCAACUGAAGCUGGACAAGAGUGAACUGAGGCGAAAGCUCUUGGAACUGCAACAGGAUCAGCCACAGCGCCUGGAUGAAUCCUUGCAGGCGCCCAGCGAAGUGGGUGAAGUUCCCGCCAGUGUCAAUGUUCCCCUCGAGAAUUCCCCACGACGUGGUCAAGGCGAUGGAGCAGCCAGCUCCGAGAUGCAGAACCGUUACGAUGAAGUCCUGGCUGAAAACGAGAUCCUACGCUCUGGAAUGUACGAGAUCCUGGAGAAGUUGCGGGAGUACGAUGCCACUUCAGAGCACAUAACGAUCGAUUCCGAGCUACUGCGUCGACUAAUCGAAGCUCUUCCCAGUGGCACCUCCACUCCGCAGCGUCUCCAGGGUCAACUUGAGGAACUGAAGGCCCGUGAGGAGGCACUGCGUCAGUUGCUGCAGCAGCAGAACUACAGCGACUCGGAAACGGGUGAGCUGUCCUCUGUCCAAAGCCUUUGCGAUGUCCCCGAGAUGCCAGAGGAACAGCCCGAUGAGGAGAAUCCUUGUAUUAAUACAGCCACAAGGCCGAGUUCUCCAACCGAAGCCACAGAGGGACUACAAAGACCCGUCAUUACGGAUCCCCAAUCAGAACCCAGAUCCGAGAAUCUCGCAGAGCUCUCCAUUCUCCGGAAGCAUUACGAGGAACUGCGUCUUCACAUGUCCGCCGAUGGCAGUGAACUAUUGAAUCAAAAUCAACAGCUUCACGAUAAAUUAAUAAGUUUGGAGUUGCAACUGGAAAAGCAGGGGAAUUCCUAUAGUUAUAUGCGAAGGGAUUACGAUCAACUGCUCACAGAGUCUAGAAAACAGGAGCUUAGUUUCAUAGAUGAAAAGGCAUCUUUGGCCAGAAAUAUAGAGCAGCAAAAGGAUGAACUAUUGGUCACCAGAAACCAAUUGCAGGAACUAAGAAGUGGUAAUUUAUACACCGCUGAGGAGCAGCAAAAACUGGAGCAACGUAAUGCCAUUCUGAGUAUGCAACUUGGUCAGGCGGUGGAACAAAUGCUGGGAGAACUAAAGCCCUCGGAGAUAUGUGCUGAGUAUGGCAUAAUCAAGGAGAACUAUCAGUUGGAUUACAUCACAGUCGAGGACUUUGAGAAGCAGCAACACGAGUUGGCCAACUGGCGGAGUAAAGAGGAGGAACUGCAGAGGGAAACCAAACAGUUGGAGGGACUCCUUCAAGUGGCCAAUGGACAGAUUCACUCCCAGCAAAGGUUACUCAAUGAGAUCACUGACAACCACAUUAACCUGCGACAUUUGGUGGCUGAUCUACAGAGUAGUUCCGAUGAGAAACUAAUGUUGGCCAAGGUGCAGAGGGAUUUGGACAGUGUCAAAACUGAGUGCUCCCGCUUGGAAACAGAGCGAGAGCAACUGCAGCAGAAGGCGGACUCUUUGCAAAGCCAACUGGUGGCCAGCGAGUCAUCCUUGCAACAAGUCCAUCAGGACUUCCAACAAGAGCGCACCAACAGCGAAAUAAAGCACAAAUUUCUCCAGCAUUCCUUGUUUAUGCUCAAAGAUAAAUAUGCCAAAUUUACGCCACUGGUCUUCCUUACCAAUUUUGUGUUCGCCUAUCAAAAGUUCCAACGCAGAUUGGAAGAGGAGCAAGUGCAGCAGCGGCUAGGAGAUCACACUGCCCUGAUCGAUGAAGUAACCGCAGUGGUGCAGGCCAAGAUUGCGCCCAAAGAGGAGAGUUCCCAGCAGCUGGUGAAGCUUAUUAGGUCUGAAACCCAGUCGCGACUCUUGGAACAGCGUUGUGAGGUCCUUCAGACCAAACAGGAGGAGCUCCUCAGGGAACUGGGUGAAUUGAGGCUACGACAAGCCACCGACACCGAACACUGGAGUACCAUUCAGGCUUUGUUUGGCGAUGGAGUUAUCCAAACCCAAUCCAAGGUGGAUGUGGAGACCAACACGGAUGCAGUGACUCCUAUUCCGGCCAUGCGAAGAGCCGCCCAAUUGAUAGACAGGCAAUCCUCGCCCAUUGGUUCUCCUCUUAGAAGACAUCCACUAUUGGAUAACGCCACUCAAACGAAUCAGGAUGCAGUGAAGCUCUCGGAGACGGCAGUCCAGACAAAUGGCAUUCUCAGCCAGCAGAAUCAAUCCGUUCAGACUGCAGAUGUCCAAGUGGAGGACAAGGAGACCAGGAGAGAUUCCCAAAUGGAGCUGCAGAAAAUGCAGGAAACCCUUCAGGAGGCCAACCAACGCAUUGAGGUCCUUGGCAAACAAUUGGAGGCUUCCAGAUCGGAGAGUCGCGAAUCCGAGAGUCCCCACAGUGGAGUGGUGGAAAAGACCAUACUCUCCUUCCACACUCUACUCCUCGAGAAGGAUCAGUCCAUACAGAAGUACCAGGAUCUCCUGCAGACAGAGAGGGAUCAAAGUCAACUGACCAUCAGUAAACAGGUGGCUGAAAACGAAUCCCUCAGGGCCACUGUGAAUAACUUGAACUUCAAUAUCAAGACCAAGGAUGCGGAGAUUCAGGAGCUCAAAGGGAAAUUGGAACACAAACCCAAGGCGGUUUUAGAGCGUACUCCAACCACAGAUUCCACCUCCAGUGCCGAGAACUCGGUUAAUGAACUCACGGAUGAGAAGAUCGAGGAACUAUUUGAGAGCAGCUCGGUGGUGGAGAGACCCCAAGAAGAGGUGGAAGUACAUCAAGAAGAUCCAGUAACCGAGGAACCAGAAGGAGAAGAAGAAAAGCAGGACACCGAAGAGCUCAAGGAAGUGCCCACUCUUCACAAACAAGUCAGGGAACUGAAGGACAAACUGGAGUACACUGAGAAGAACCUGAAAACGAGGGAGGAGGAAGUGGAAAUACUGAAGGACAAACUAAAACUCAGCCAGGAGCGUGAAAAAACCGUGGAGAGCAAUGUGAGUCCCGAACUGGAUCAGCUACGCACCUUUUUGGAUGAGAAAGAUAAGCAUAUCAAGGAUUUGAUGGAUACUCUCAAGAACUUCCAUGACGACCAGCAGCGCUUUAUUAAAGACACUUCCAAUUUCUCGGAGGAUCAGAUAGCCAAGCUGGCAGCCGAUCUCAAUCGCACAGAGGCCACCAACAAGAUCUACCACACCCAAAUGGAGGCACUGCGUCGCCAGUUGGCCAAUGUCACAACGCGGGAGAAACAGGCCCGAGAUCUGAGUCAAUCGCUACGCCAGCAGUUACUUAAACGUCCGGUGGUUUCCAUUAAGACGGAGCUGAAUGCCCGGGUGAAGAACGAGAAUCAGCAGAAGCGCAUCCAGCAGCUGGAGACGGAUCUGGAUGAGGCACGUGGCCAGCUGCAGCGACAGCAGACCCUUCUGGAGGCCAAGCGAACGCGGAGUGCCAACGAAGUGCAGCUCUGGGAGAAGCAGAAGCGGUAUCAGCAGCAGGCGGAGAAGACCAAGGCCAGAUUGGAGGAGACGGAGUUGGCCCUGGACAAGACCAGAGCCCUCCUCCAAGCGGCACGCACCACCAUUGCCCGGUUGGAGAAGGACAAGCAAAUACUCGAGUCUAAGCUGGGCAGGAAUGGGCCAGUUAGUAGUGGCUCCACCAAUAACCUCAAAUGCUGCCGCACUCCAUCCUGCCCGAAUCUCCAGCUCGUGGGUGUCAAUAAGUUCACGCCAUCGCCUUCGGAGAGUCCGGAAACGUACACGGGUCCGAGUAGCGAGUGCAGUUCUCCGGCUCAUCAUCCCCAGCCGCAGGACGGCCAUCGUGGCCACUUCUUCGACCAGAGCCAGGCGGAUCUCAUAGAGGCCCUCAAGUCGCGCAUUGAGUUGCAGCAGCGCAAGAUCAUCGCCAUGGAACUGGAGGGCAGGGGCAGCAAUGCCUUGACCACGGAGCUCGAGAAGUUGCAGGAACGCUGUCAGGCCAUCGAGGCGCAGAACAUCCGACUGGAGGCCAGGAAUCUCCAGCUGCAACUGGACUCGGAUCUACUGAGGCAGGGAGACAGCAGCGAUCGGUUGCAGAAGAGGAUCAAGCACUUGGAGGACUACAUCCUGGCCCUCAAGGAAGAGAUGGCUCGCAACGAAUCCCGUCGAGAGUUGUGCAAGUGCAGUGGCCUAAAAGUGAACACGAAUCAGGGUCAGUCGGCGGAACAAACGAUCCUAUCGCUGCGCAAUCUCGUGGAGAAACUGCGCUCGGAGAAUAAGUUCUUGAAGGAUGGCCGACGAUCCACGGAGUCCAGAAGCUCCACGGAUUCCACGCCAGCGGAGGCAACGCGAUUGCAGCAGCAGAAUGCAGAGGCGCUGGAGAAGAUUACGGCUCUGCAACAGGAGCUACAGAAGCGAACAAAGUGCAGCCAAUGCGGUGGACGCAGUAAGGACGCCGCCAACGAGGAGCUGAAGUUCAUCAAAGAGCAGCUGGUGAAGAAGACGCAACUCCUGCAAAAGGCGAAGGUUCUGUUGACUCGUGCUGCCGCCAAGGAAAAAGUUCUGAGGGAACAACUGGCCUUGUGGAAGCGAAAGUGCUCCGAGCUGCAGAACGUGCCCGUGAUCGAUGAAAUUAGCGAAUAACCAUUUUUGUAUCAUAAGAUGAAUGUUGUACAGCGAAACAAAAAUAAAACUAA
This is a messenger RNA of Drosophila rhopaloa, 6068 nucleotides long. RefSeq names its product centrosomal protein cep290 (gene Cep290). The record is from RefSeq and is a predicted model, not a curated record. The transcript has 14 exons. The coding region runs from base 61 to 6015 and encodes 1984 amino acids. Lineage: Eukaryota; Metazoa; Arthropoda; Insecta; Diptera; Drosophilidae.